CGUCGGACAGAAAAAAAAAUCCCGUCGCCCCCUCCUCCCGUUCUUGGCUACUCCCUUCUUCCCCUUCCCUCUCCUCUCUCUAGGGUUAGAAUUUCUCCAUGGAUUCUUGAAUUUUGGUACUGAAAUUGAAUGGGAAAGGAGGCCCUCUCCUCCUUGUGCCCUCCGAGGUGUUGAUUGGAUUCAAUUUCGUGCAUCUUUGUGGUUCCUUGUGGCUGGAUUUUUGGUUUCCUUUGUUCUGUUCGUGCGCAGGUGCUCUAGCGGCGUGCAGCGCUUGGGGGCAGGCGGCGGCGGCCUCUGCUCUCUGCCCUGCUGGGCAGCGCGCAUGCAGCACAGGGCCCAGGCGGGGCUCUACGCGUGGCGGGCGGCCAGGCGCACGGCUCCCAGCGGCGCCCGGUGACGCGCUGGACGAGCGGUGCCUUGGUGGGGGCGCGCGGCUUCAGCCAGACUCGCAGCGCUUGAGGAGAAGGCAUCCUCGGCAUCAGCUGGCGACGGCGCUGAGGGCAGACGAGCCCACCCAGCAGCGGCCAGGAAGGGCGGCCGGCAAGGCCAGCAGCAGGCAGCGCCAUCAGCAAGCUGCAGCACGGCGUGCGGCCCACGAGGACAAGGCACACAGCCCCAGCAUCAGGCCGACCGCAGACACCUCUCGUGAAGUUCACCGGACCGGAGGAAACUGCAAGCAGCAGCAAUGGCGGAGGUGAGGAACCGGAAGGUGCUGCUGAAGCGCUACGUGACGGGUUACCCCGCCGAGGACGACAUGGAGGUCGUCGACGGCACCGUGCACCUCGCCGUGCCGCAGGGGCUCCAGGCGCCCGCCGUGCGGCUGAAGAACCUCUACCUCUCCUGCGACGCCUGGAUGCGCGGCCGCAUGUCUAAGCGCGACGACCCCGUCACCGUCGUCAAUGACUUCGUCCUAGGCGAGGCUUUGACCAACUUUGGCGUUAGCAUGGUGAUUGACUCCACACACCCGGAUUACCAUGCCGGCGAUCUCGUGUGGGGGAUGAGCGGGUGGGAGGAGUACACGCUCAUCUCUGAGCCGGCGUCGCUCGUCAGGAUCAACCACCCCGAGCUGCCGCUUUCCUACUACACAGGCGUUCUCGGCAUGUCGGGCCUCACUGCGUUCGCUGGGCUGUUCGACGUGUGCAAGCCCAAGAAAGGCGACACCUUCUUCGUCUCAGCGGCGUUCGGUGCUGUUGGCCAGAUCGUCGGCCAGCUGGCCAAGCUCGCCGGCUGCUACGUCGUCGGCAGCGUCGGCUCCGACGAGAAGGUGAGCCUCCUCAAGGGCAAGCUCGGCUUCGACGACGCCAUCAACUACAGGAAGGAGCCCGACCUGGGCGCCGCGCUGAGCCGGUGCUUCCCGGAGGGCAUCGACAUCUACUUCGACAACGUGGGCGGCGCGACGCUGGAUGCAGCGCUGCUCUGCAUGCGGACGCGCGGCCGCGUCGCCGUGUGCGGGAUGGUGUCGCAGUACAACCUUGACGACCCGGCCGCCGGGGUGCGCAUGCGCAACCUGCCGUUGCUCGUCGCCAAGCGCAUCCGCAUGGAGGGGUUCAACGUCGCCGACUACCUCGCCGACGGCCCCUACUACCGCUGGUUCGAGGAGGAGAUGGCCGGCUACCUCCGUGACGGCAGAGUGACAUACGUGGAGGACGUCGUGGAAGGGCUCCAUGGCGCGCCGGCCGCGCUCGUGGGGAUCUUCCAGGGGCGGAACGUCGGCAGGCAGCUCAUCGUUGUUGCGCGGGAGUGACGAUCAGUGGGUUGCAUUAUAUUGGCCGUCAGCCCAAACACUGAUAGAUGAUGCUUCAGUUCAUUUCGAUCAUUGUUUAAUUUCUUUCUCAAUCAUGUAUAUAUGCUUGCUUUGAGUGAUGACAAGAGGGUAUCAUAUCGGUAUGCAACUAUGCAUCGAUGCAUACCAUUUCUUUCGAUCUUGCUCAGGAUGAUGUGGAAAAAAUAAUAUUGAAUAAAAAUAUAUAUUUGUAAUUAUCU
Molecule: messenger RNA, 1983 nt
Organism: Panicum virgatum (switchgrass)
Lineage: Eukaryota; Viridiplantae; Streptophyta; Magnoliopsida; Poales; Poaceae
Product: 2-alkenal reductase (NADP(+)-dependent)-like
Exons: 4
Coding region: 686-1744 (352 amino acids)
Molecular function (GO): 2-alkenal reductase [NAD(P)H] activity
Source: RefSeq, a predicted model, not a curated record